Molecule: messenger RNA, 4152 nt
Organism: Prorocentrum cordatum
Lineage: Eukaryota; Dinophyceae; Prorocentrales; Prorocentraceae
Source: the annotation of a GenBank genome assembly
AUGGAGGAAGAGGAGGGCGUGAGGAUGGAGCAGUGGCAGUUGCGGCUGGAGCUGGAGGCAUCCCCACGGCAGGGGCGGGGCUCGCCCCUCAUGCCCGUCACCGUGGACCAGGUUUUGGCGGGAAAGGGUACGAGCGCAUCCUGGGACUCCAUGGCCGUGCCGAGCUUCGACAAGAUGCCCGUAUACUUGUCGGAGAGAACGGAGCAGAGCAGCGUGGAGGAGGACCCCUCGGAACCCUCCCGGCAAGGGCCGGAGGACACUUGGCGAGUGUGCGCGAACGAAGAGGAGGACGGCGAGGCCGACGUCGCGACGAAUGUCCAGAGGCUCCUGCGGGGCCAGAGGCGCUUGGAGCAGCUGCUCACGCGCCUGGUGAGUGGGGAGGGGGUGCACGAGGAGCAGGCGGUGACCCGGUCGCCUACCAACGGCGAGACUGUGCGCGCGGCGGUCGGGAGGAGCGGAGGGACGGCGAGCGCGGCCCCGUUCGAGGUCCCGCAGGUGCGCGACGGCUGGCAGGGUACGGACGAUGACCUCAGGCUGGCGUGUGAGACGGAGCGUGCCAACUUCGUAGUCGACGACCUGACGGACGACAUGACGAAGGACCCGGGGUCCUCAUUUCUAUUUCCCGGCACCUUCCGCGCCGUGUUGUCGAACCCUGGUCCGGACAAAACGUGCCUGGUUUGGAGCCCAUCGUCUCGCCUGAGACUCUUCAUGGACCUCCUCAGCGUGGUUGUACUCGCGUACGACGUGCUCUCCUUGCCCUACCUGCUCGCUUUUGAGAUGCCCCAGAGGGGGCUGAUAAUGCAGCUGUCGGUAGUAUCAGUCGUCUUCUGGACGCUCGACCUGGCCUUCCGUUUCCGAACAGGCUUCUGGCACCAAGGGCGCCUCGAGAUGAGACCGCGGGCGAUCGCCCACCAAUAUUUAAGGAGCGCUUUUGCGAUUGACUUGUCCCUGGUCCUCCUCGACCUCAUCGCGAUUGCAUUAAGCUAUCUGGCGGACAACCAGCCUGGUGAGAUGGACGUGUUCAGACUGUGGCGGAUUGGCAAGAUUACGCGAGUCAUGCGCUGCAUGAGCUUUCUCAGGCUGAGGUCGGUUGCGGACAUCAUGGAGCGAGUGUCCCAGCGCAGUAAGAUUCUACAAGCUACCAGCAUGGUCAUAUACGACGUCGUCAGGAUCGUGUUCAUGAUACUGUGGCUCAACCACGUCAUCGCUUGCAUGUGGGUUGGUAUCGGGAAAAACGCCUCGAGCGACACGGGCCUGUCGUGGCUCGAUCUGCCGCUAGGUGGCCCGGAGUACGAGCCGUACAGGUCCGCUGGAGAUCCGUAUUUGUAUUCCACGGCCUUCCACUGGGCCUUGACGCAAAUGACGCCGGGCUCCAUGCAGGUCUUCCCAGUGAACUUCACCGAGCGCGUCUUCAAUUCCGUCGGCCUCGUCUUCGGCGUUCUCGUGUUCUCGACGCUGAUAUCAUCGAUAUCCUCCUCAGUGACCCAGUUCAAGAUCGGCAUUGCGAGCAACACGCACCAGAUGGACAAGCUGAACCGUUUUCUUAGGAAGGUCGAUGUCAACCCCUCGCUCGCGAUUCAGGUGCGCAAGCAGGUGCGGGACAAGAUGAAGUAUCAGAAGCCACUGGUGAGCAAGGACGUGGAGGCGCUCGAUCUGCUCCCCCUCUCUAUGCAGGUGUCCCUGCAGAUGGAGCUGUGCCGCGGACACCUGGAACUGCAUCCCUAUUUCUGCUUCGUGAUGGCGGUGGACGUCCUCACGGCCGAGGAGCUGUGCCACAGCUGCGCGGAGUUCUCCGUGCUCGGCAGGAGCGACACGCUCUUCCUCGCGGGCGUGGAGGCCGUGGGGAUGUUCUUCGUCACCAGCGGCGCGCUGGAGUACGCGUUCGGGGGGCGCCGGCCGAGAAAGACGAUCCGCUUCCUGGGGAACACCCCGAUCGAGGUGGCCAGGCAGCCCACCGCGAGGGAGCCGCAGCUCUCGGAGCUGGUGGAGCAGGGCCAGUGGCUCGCCGAGGCGGCGCUGUGGUGCGACUGGCGGCACGCGGGCACCGCGGAGGUGGGCACGGCGCCGUCCUGCGAGGUGCUGCGCGUCGAGGCGGACAGCCUGGUGCGCUUCAUGAUGGUGCGCAAGGGCGCCGUCGGCCAGUCGUCCUGGGCGUACGCGCGCAGCUUCCACGCGCUGCUGACCGAGGCAGCAAACAGCCCGAUGCACAACAGGUCCAGUCGGCCCUCCGACUUGCGCUUGCCCUUCUACACGGAGGAGGUCAUUUCCAACCUGCCAGCUGGGGCCAGGGCAUUCGUGGGCAACGUCGCCCUGUGCGAGCUGAAGGCAUCGUUGGGCAGCGUGCAGAGUUGGGUGGCCUCACUGAGCGAGGGUUGGCCCAACAUCGAGAGGCUGCGCGAGGACCUGGAGGGCGGCAACAGCUCGCUGGUCCUCUCCAGGGGGAACAAGUUCGGGGUGCAGCGCGUCGUCACCAUGGUCGCGCUGCACCUCUGCAGGGAGGACGGGCGCGUGCUCGUGGCGCUGCGGCGGCCGAACGCCUCCCAGGAGGGCGCGGAGGCCAAGCUGCCUGGCCUCACACAGGCGGAUGGGGAAUACCCCGAGCAGUGCUACCAGCGUCUGCUGGACAACUACGUCGGCGCCAUGGCUCCGGGCAUCGUGCUCGAUGGUGUCGAGAGGCAGUACGAGGAGACGAUGGAGGAGGACCUCGGGGUCUCCACCAGGUGCAUCAAGAUCGUGUUCAACGCCCGCUGGGAGCCACCGCCUGCAGUGAUGGAGAGGGUUCUGAGCAGGAGGGGCUCGAUGGACGCCACGGGGCCCCUGCCGACUCGUGACUCCCAGGGCGACCUCCUGCAGACAGACGAGGUCUUCCGCCUGCCGGGCGGCGCCAUGGUUGCCUGGUUCACGCCAGAGGAGCUCCAGAGGAUCAGCGGGGCGGACGGGACCACGGCUCUCGGCCAGUGGCUCUCCAGGAUCAACUUUCCCCUCAAGGCCUCGCGGCGCCAGAGGAGGGACUCCAAGCUGAGGGAGGACGAGCUGUCUGGAGAGCUCAGGGAGAAGGACCAGGACGCGGAGUCCCCGGCGGCCCUGUGAGGCGCGCUCCGUCGCGCCGGCGCCUCAGCGCUCCCAACCACCUCCCUCCCCCCCUCCCUCAGGAGUCCGGCCCGCCAAGUGGCCGUCUUCUGUUCUCUGGCUGCCGGCGCGGGGCUAGGGCGUGAGACUUGGGCGCUGCGUAAUGGGGCCACGCCCAAGAGACGCGCAGUGGAGUGCACAUCCUUCCUUUCUGGCGGGCCGGCGGGGCGACGUGUCGGCGUGCCCACCACUCGGCGGCGAAGUCCGCACCCGGCCCUCCCCGAUCCACGAUGCAGGCAGCUCGAUGGGCGGCGGGGGUAGGCUCCGGAACUCGUCGAGCACGCGGCGGAUUCCGAAAAUCCCCCGCCGCCCAUGUUUUGUGGAUAGUCGAUGGUUGGUGGUGGUAGGGCUUGAAUGCCGCCUCCUAUGUGCGUAGAGUUCACGUCGCUCCUUGCUGGCUGGCCGGCUAUGCGAUAUGCUGGCUCUUCACCCACAAGAGCAUCGCAAUCAGUGGUCGCAUGAGCCGUCUGCUUAAUUGCUGCGCCGAGCCGUGCAAGCAGGGUUUUGCGUUGACACUGGUCUGCAGGCCCAUGUUGCUGCUUCGCUUCGUAACUGUCUCAGACGUUUUUCCUUCCCCGUUCACGUUGCCUCUUCCCCUGUUCCGCUGCUCGGCGAGUCUGUGCAGAAUCACCUGCCGAUGCGCGCCUUUUUCAGCAGGCUGGCGUGCCCAUGUAUUUGCUUGCCUGCCAUUUCCAUAGUACUGCAAGCGGUUAACGGAUGAAUGGCUAAGAAUCGAGCUCGGUCUUUGAAUAGGGCCUGGGUUCGUUCCAGCGUCUGGUUAACUGCCUGGCCGCCACGCCCCACUGAAAGAACAAAGCUUGCUGGGAGGAUCGGCGGGGAUGGGAACAUGUAGCUAAGAGGUGAUGUGCACCAGCGCCGUCACCAUACUCCGACGUAGCGUGUCAGUGUACCCACGCAAGCAUAGCAUCCGAACAGACGCCCGCCAGUCCGCAGGCAGCUUGACCUUCAGGCAGGGACUAAAGCGCUCGCGCAAGCACGGGCUCUGCCUUCAGCAGUCAAGGA